UGACAAACUCAGGGGAUGCAAACAGAUUAGUUAACUCUUUAAGGGUUGCACAGAUAUAUACAACAUAUAUUUGAUGUUUUUGGAAAUAACCCACAACCCAGACAAUGUCAACUCCUUCCAGAUCUAAGAUGAGGCAGCCCACGCCGUCGUCGUCGAACACCACCCUGUUCACCGAAUCAGACGAGGUUCGUCUUCUCAAAACCCUUGAAAAACUCACCCAAUCAACCCAACUCUCUCCUCAACUCACCGUUGAUUCCGAGAAUUUCAACCGCAUCAACUCGGUACUCAACUCAAAAUUCACCCGCUCACAGGUCAACUCCAAGCUCCGUAGACUGCGAACCAAGUACCACAAGCAAGCACGAAGCAAGUCUCUCAUCAAAACCCCACAUGACCAGAAGCUCUUCAACAUUGCCCGCAAAUUAUGGGGAAAGCAAACCAAGCGAAAAUUUGAGAGAAUUGAAGACCGGCAGUCCAGUGAUAAAGAAGACCAGGAAGAAGAAGCCAAUGAGGCGGUGGUUGGAGUUGAAGCUGUAAGAAAUGGUGAACAAGAAGAGGAAUGUGAAGAAGUGGUGAAUUUGGAGGUUUUCCCGGCGCUGGUGGGUGAAUUAUCGAAGUACUUUCCACUAAAUUUGGUGUGGAGAAAUGCAUUGAGGUCUCUGGGAAGUGGGAAGUUGAGGGAAAUGGAUGAGAAGUGGAAAUCAAUUGGGAUUGAAGAAGCCAAGAUUGUGAUUAAAAAAGCUGAGUUGGUGAAGCAGCAGACCCUUUUGAUUAAAGAGGUUCUUGGAGAUCCUGCAAAUGGAAAUUGAUUAAUGUGUUAAAUUAUUAUUUUGAGUUGUGUUAUAUGUACUGACAUUGUUAGAGUUUGUGUAAUUCUUCCAUUUUGCUUUCAUGGGAAAUGGAAGUUCUUGUUGCAAGUAGAAUCUGAGAAUUAAGAUAAUGGCAUGUCAUGUCUAAAUGUUGAAAUA
Messenger RNA from Mangifera indica (mango), 965 nucleotides. RefSeq names its product GLABROUS1 enhancer-binding protein-like. The record is from RefSeq and is a predicted model, not a curated record. NCBI's taxonomy places the organism in Eukaryota, Viridiplantae, Streptophyta, Magnoliopsida, Sapindales, Anacardiaceae. The transcript has a single exon. Gene Ontology annotation, biological process: regulation of DNA-templated transcription. Gene Ontology annotation, cellular component: nucleus. Bases 105 to 806 code for a protein of 233 amino acids.